This is a messenger RNA of Oncorhynchus gorbuscha (pink salmon), 1449 nucleotides long. Its product is annotated as synaptojanin-2-binding protein-like. Gene Ontology annotation, molecular function: protein binding. The record is from RefSeq and is a predicted model, not a curated record. The coding region runs from base 612 to 1229 and encodes 205 amino acids. Lineage: Eukaryota; Metazoa; Chordata; Actinopteri; Salmoniformes; Salmonidae. The transcript is spliced from 4 exons.
GUGAUAUUCUAAUGAGCAUUCAUUCAUAAGGAAUACGCCCUGUGGAUAGGCCAGGGGUGUAAUCAUUAGUUCUAAACGUUUUGCAAUGGAAAUCGUUCACUCCGAAUGGAAAACGUUUUGCAAAAAAACUAGUUUCUAUUGGACACAUUUAGUUAGGUCCCGCUCCGUUUUGUCCUUUUGGUUCCUAGUGAAUUACAUCCCAGGUUGAGAACCACUGGUUGUUACAAGCUGUUUUUCCUUUUCUUUACGCAUCGGGACACAGGGUCAAUGCGCAAAAUUAUUACGCAGCAUAAUCUGGGUAUCUGUGUUCAACACAUGUUCAACAUUCACCUUCUGCUACCCUUUCUGUCAAAGCCUUCGUUACGCAUAUAGUUUUGACGCAUACCUUUAAAUAAAUCCAACGUACACACCACGCAGCGUGUCAUUGGAAAAUGUAUGUCAUUCUGGUGUGCCAAAAAUACACUGUGUGUGUGUGUUAGGAGUAGUGGCUAUAGUACAUAACUCACUUGCAUUGCACUUUUGGAAACCUCUUGUUUCCUGUGUGCACUUGACCGAUAGAAACAUUUCUGGUUGGUUCAAUCAAAAGUCAUGAUAAGUAGAGCAGUAGAUUGAUGAGCCGUCUGGGAAGUGUAGUUCAUCAGAGGGUAGGAAGAGGACGAGGCAGGCAGAGAGACACACACAACUCCUGCAUGAGUUCACCUUCACAUUUAUUAACUACCUCGCCCCUCUCCCCAAAAAACAGCUAUUUAGCUUGGCCUUUGGGAUUUCCUUACAUCAUGAACGGGUCAGCAAAGUAUACUGCGCCUACAGUGCUGGGUGUACAGCUGAAAAGAGGACCACAAGGUCUGGGGUUUAACAUUGUGGGAGGUCUGGACCAGCAGUAUGUUCUGAAUGACAGUGGGAUCUAUGUGGCCAAAAUCAAACAGAAUGGCGCUGCAGCGUUGGAUGGAAGAUUACAAGAAGGAGACAAGAUAUUGGCGAUAAAUGGCCACAAGCUGGAGAACCUGUCACACAGUGCUGCUGUGGAGCUCUUCAGGUCAGCAGGAGAGGAUGUGCAGCUACGAGUACAGCAGAGGCCCACCAUGGUCAUGAAUGGUCCCCCCAGUUCCAGACCUGACGGGGGCUCGUCUGUCUCCUCCUUGGGAAUACUUGUGGCCGUCCUGGGAGCUGCUGCAGCCGUUACUGUCCUCUUCAUGCGCUUCCAACCACAACUGAGGAGGCAUUUUUAAACCUAUGUAUCUUUCUCCUCCAAUGCAUUUUUAAAAGCAAAACCUAGGAUUGAACCCCCCCCAAGAGAAAAUAUACAGCACCAGUGAAAAGUUUGAACUAAUCUACUCAUUCAAGGGUUUUUUUUCUUUAUUUUGACUAUUUUCUACAUUGUAGUAUAAUAGUGAAGACAUCAAAACUAUGAAAUGACACAUGGUAUCAUGUAGUAACCAAAAAAGUGUU